AUGUAUAUAGCCGAUGCAAUCUACCUCGUACUGAAAGGGUUUGAAAUUACAAGGGUAAGCUUGAGGAACAAUUCCCUGAAAAAAUUUCCGAAGAAGAUCAUCAGCAAAUUUCCGAACCUCACCAUCCUCAAUGUGGAAGGAAAUGAAAUCACCGAAUUCCCAGAUGAGUUCGAAGAGCUGACCUCGAUAAAGGGACUUAAUGCUGCCAAUAACAGACUAACUGCGGUGCCCGAAGGAGUGUUCAGCCUGAAGCACCUUGCCAUCCUCGAUCUCUCUGGAAAUCUUAUUGAAGAUGUUGAUGCCGAUCGCUUGUACAGCUGCUGUCCUUCCUUAGUUCAGCUGAAACUGUCGGGGAAUCCGAUUAACGAGGAAGCGAAGAAAAGACUAUCCACUUCAUCACUGAAACCCGCGAAGAUUCUGCUAAAAUUGGAUUGA
This is a messenger RNA of Cooperia oncophora, 435 nucleotides long. The record is from the annotation of a GenBank genome assembly. Lineage: Eukaryota; Metazoa; Nematoda; Chromadorea; Rhabditida; Trichostrongylidae.